CGCUACGAACAUCCUUCGUGGGCCCCCGAAACCCUCCGGCGCUGAGUUCCUGAGUCGAGUACAUGGGCGACGACCAGGGAAAGCCCUCCGCCGUGAUAAGAGACGGCGAGGUCUCCGGCGUGCUUCCGGAGGCCAGCGCCUUCUCUGUACACUACCCGGGAUACCCUUCCUCCACCGAGCGCGCCAUCGAGACCCUUGGUGGCCUCGCCGAGAUUGCUAAGGCGCGGAGCUCGGAAACUUCUAAUUUGGAGCUUCGCUUUCGCCCCGAGGACCCCUACUCUCACCCGACCUUCGGCGAGAUUCGUGCAUCGACGAGUCUGCUCCUCAGGAUCAGGAAGACUAGGGGCGAGGAACAAUCGCACUCCAGCGGGGCAGGAGAAGGCGGGCCCGUAGUGGAACCGACGGGAGAAGAGAGUCUUUCGGCAGAGAUUGUUUCACGGGUGAAUCGUGCUUAUACUUUUGAAGGAAUGAUAGAUUACCAGUAUGUUAUCGGCGUUCAUGCUGCUGAAGCAAGAGGAAAGAAGCGACCUUGGACGUCUGAUGAAGAACCAGAACUAGAACAGGAUGGUAUUGUUGACAUGGAUGGAACAGGUGUGAUGAUGUUAGUUCCACCACUAUUUUCACUGAAAGACAGGCCAGAAAAUAUAGUGCUUAACCCACCAGCAAAAUUGUUCUCCAAGAGCAUUCAAAAGGGAGUCAUGGAACAUAAGUGGGAGAUGUACAUUGAGCCCUGUCUUGCAAUCCCUUUUGAAAUAGAAAAAAUUCCUAAAUUGUUUAACUGGGAAGAUCACAUUUCAAAAGACACAAUUGAAUGGGAGUGCCAGUUUGCUGUAUCAAAUCUUUUCAAAGAGAAACCAAUAUGGCCUAGAUGGUCACUUUAUGAGCGCCUACGGCAUGAUGGCCAUCAGGUUUCUGCAAACCAUCUGAAAAGGCUUCUCUUUAGAGCUGGAUACUACUUCUCUACUGGACCAUUUGGACGUUUCUGGAUCAGAAAAGGAUAUGAUCCUCGCAUUGAUCCUGAGUCACGGAUAUUCCAGAAGGUUGAUUUUCGAGUGCCUCUGCAAUUAAGAUGUUCUGAGAUUACGAGUUCAAAAGCUGAGAUUGAACAUGCACCAAAUCCGACACAGAAAGAGCUUUGCCACUUUCAAGUAUGGCCUUCUAAGACUUUCACUUGCUUGCAACUCGCGGAACUAGAUGAUGACUAUAUUCAGCAAGAAAUAAGAAAGCCUACACAACAGAAAACAUGUACAGAUGAAUCAGGUUGGUUUUUAGGUUCAAUUCUAAGAAUCCUGAGAUUACAUGUGAGUCUCCAGUACCUGUCGGUAUGUCCAAAUAAAGCUGCAGCAGCGGAGUUGAUAAAUUAUACACGUGAACUUCUAGCAAAGUGCAAGACUGGACUUUCGAUCAGAAAAAAGAAGCCUAAAGUUGCAAAAGAGGAUCAACUUGUAGAGAAAGAUACCAAUUGCUUGGCUGAGGUGAGAUCUACCCCAUGUAAUGAUCAAGGGCAUGCAAAUCAGGAUGCUCUGGAGAAUAUUUAUACCGACAAUGAAGAGGAGGAAGAAUUCGAUGGAUAUGAAUCACCAACCCUGGCACGCGAAGGUGGCAUCUUCCCUGAUAAUGAUGAAAUGGGAGAGGAAGUACCAAAUGCUUACUUGGAGGAGCUCUUGCGGGGUUUUCCAUUUAACAAAAGAACUGAGUAUCAACAGCCCGACAAAGUCCUAGGUGCCGACGGCGGCAGCGAUGACGAAUACCAGAUAUUUGAACAAGACAGUGAUGACAAUGAAGAUCUAUUUGCUGACUAGGGGGUUUCUCUCUUCUUACAACACCACCGUGUAAUUACUUAGCUUCUCUUCUUUCAUUCAAAAACAAUCAUAUUGGUUUUUCUUUGUAUCACAUAUAAUGUUUAUUCUAAUCCAAAGCUGAAAUUAGAGACAAUCCUUA
Messenger RNA from Zingiber officinale, 1941 nucleotides. Its product is annotated as general transcription factor 3C polypeptide 5-like. Lineage: Eukaryota; Viridiplantae; Streptophyta; Magnoliopsida; Zingiberales; Zingiberaceae. Gene Ontology annotation, biological process: transcription initiation at RNA polymerase III promoter. Bases 63 to 1802 code for a protein of 579 amino acids. The record is from RefSeq and is a predicted model, not a curated record. Gene Ontology annotation, cellular component: transcription factor TFIIIC complex. The transcript is spliced from 14 exons.